AUGGCUGAUGGAAUCACCAGUGUGAUGACGUACUCGUCCAAGAGGGAUGAUUACGUGGAGGUCUUCAGCUUCGACCGCGCUAAGGACCCGCGCCUCGCAUCUCUGCCGGCAACGGUGCGUUUUGAGAAGGAGGCCUACACGAAGCAUGUGCAUGCUCCCGCCCUCGGGGGACAGGCUGAGAUCGAGUUCGAGCAGCGUUGCGACUGCAAGUCCGCCGAGAAGUUCGUGGAGCAUAUGAAGGGGAGCCAGAGAUGCCUUAUCGGCGCCGAGGCCGCGCAGCGGCUGCAGCAGUGGCCGAGGGGAGGGGUCGCGCUGCGGCCGGACGGGGGAGGGACGCUUGGCAAGCCCGUCCGGCUCUUCUCCAACUUCUCGCCCGUCCGCGUGAGGGAAGGCGGCGUGGAGGUGCACCAGUACUCGCUGGCGUACCUCAAGGGCGAGGGAGAGGAGCUCGAGCUCCGGACAACGCAGCGGCGGCGCGACGUGCUCCUCGAGUUCAAGGACAACAUCGACGUCGCUUUUGGCGUCCGCGAGGGGGCAGCGUGGGUGUGGGACGGGGACAAGAUCUUCAUCUCGACGCGGCGGAUCGACAGCCUCUCGAUGGAGCGGCCCGGCCUCAAGCUGACGUGGCAGUACGCGAGGUCGCUCCGGCUCGAGGGCGACCACCGGGAGGUGUACGACCUCGUGCUGCGGCAUGAGCAGUCGAUGAUGUUCAAGGCGGUCGGCAAGGCCAUCUUCAACCCGGACCGGCAGACCUGGCGAGACAGGUUCCAGAACCUGAACAAGACGCUGUGGCUCGGCCACCGGCAGAGCGUUGUCCGCGGCGAGGGCGGCACGCCUAUGCUGCUCGUCGACAAGGCGGUCACUUGCGUGCUGCGGCCGGUUAAACUCAUCGAGUUUCUCUGCGUCGAGCUCGGGCUGCGGCAGCACCGCAAGCUGAGCACGCAAGAGCUGGCCGCCGAGCUGCGCAAGCCAAAGGUGCUCGCCGACUACGCGGAGUGGAGCCAGCGCUGGGAGGAGCACAAGCGCAAGGGCAAGAGCGGCAUCGGUCCGAGCCGCCCCCUCACCGACGUGAGCGACAAGCUGCCGCGCGAGCACUUCUUCGAGACACCCCAGGAGCUGCGGCAGCAGCACCCCGCGGCUGAGAUCUCGGUGCAGGACUUCUUUCGGCUGCGGUACGGCAUCGAGCUGAAGCACCCCGAGCUGGUUCUGGUCGGGUUUGGGAAAGGCGGCCGUAACCUCGUCCCGAUGGAGCUGUGCGACUUCGUCGGGGGCGAGGCGGCGCGGCUGGCCACGGCGGAUGAGCGCUCCAAGCUGGUCAAGGAGACCUCGCAGCCUCCGGCGCAGCGACUCGAAGAGAUUCGGACAUUGCAGAGAGACGUCGGCCGCGACGCCACUUGCCGCGCGUUCGGGCUCGAGGUCGGACCGCUGCUGGACAACGUGCCCGGCCGCGUCCUUCCGGUGAUGAGCCUCGGGUACGGGCCCGAGAACAACCCGCGUGUCGCGAUUCCAGAGGCGGGCGGCAAGUUCCGCGGCAACUGGCGCACCCCGCCCGGCGCCACGUACAUCCGACCUGGAAACGUGCAGCGGUGCGUGGUGGGCCUUUUCCCGCCAUCCGGCAAGGAUCACCAGCACUUCCUCGACGUGGGCGGGCUGCAGCGUGGGCUCAGCGGGCUGAUUGCGGAUGCGGGGAAGCUGGGCCUGAAUCUCGACUUUGGGCCCCUCGUCCGCCUCGAGGGGAGGGAGGUCCGGCUUCAGGACCCCUCGCUGCUGAUGUGCCUCCGGGACACGUCCAGCGCCGAGGAGGUGGAGCAGGAGCUGGCGCGCGCCUUUGGCGAGCUGGGGGACAAUGCGUGGCAGCACCCCAUCCGGGCGACCAACAAGGCGCUCUGCUCGCGCAUCGGCAUCGCGGUGCAACACUGCAAGGGCUACUGGAGCAACCUGCUGGACAAGCUCAACCUCAAGGCGCUCGGCACAAACUACUACCCGCUGUGCGAGGUGCCCGGCGGCGGCUUGCAGCCCGGCUUGCAGCUGCUGCGGGAGUGCCCGACGUUGCUGCUCGGCUGCGAUGUCCACCACGCCGCGCCCGGCUCGAGCAGGCCCUCCUACGGCGCGCUGGUCGGCACGGUGGACAAAUUCUUCUCUUCCCACUACACCGAGGUGCGGGCAAUGACUGGCCGGCAGGAGUGCAUCCCGGUAGACGACAUGCAGAGCAUGGUGCGCGAGCAGCUGAAGGCCUUCUACCGGUACAACGGCAUACCUCCCCAGCGCAUCAUCUGCUAUCGCGACGGCGUGGCGCACAACCAGUUCGAGGAGGUGCACGAGGUCGAGAUACACGCGAUUGAGCGGGCGUGCCACGCGAUUGAGCAGGGGUACCAGCCUCAGAUCGUCUUCAUCGUGGAGCAGAAGGGCGGCGGCGCGCGCUUCUUUGCGAACGAGAAUGGGCGCGUGCCCGGCCAGCAGAUGGGCAACCAGCCUCCUCUCACGGUGGUCGACACUGUGGUGGUGGACGAGUCGACCUUCAGCUUCCACUUGACCCCUCACCACGGCAUGAAGGGGACGUCUCGCGGCAACCUGUACUCUGUGCUGCGCAACGACCCCAACCUCUCCUCCGACGACCUGCAGCGCUUCACGAGCCAGCUCUGCCACCUCUUCCAGCGCUGCAAGAAGAUCGUCUCCAAGGUUGCCCCAAACUACAACGCUCACCUCGCUGCGGAGAUGUGGGGGCUCAAGGAGGAGCGCGAAAGCUUCUCCGACACGGCCUCGGUCAGCAGCGACGCCGCCGCAUGCGACGUGCACGAGCGCCUGAAGACGCGUCUCUUCUACACAUGA
Molecule: messenger RNA, 2829 nt
Organism: Emiliania huxleyi CCMP1516
Lineage: Eukaryota; Haptophyta; Isochrysidales; Noelaerhabdaceae
Gene: Argonaute
Product: Argonaute
Exons: 6
Coding region: 1-2829 (942 amino acids)
Molecular function (GO): RNA binding; protein binding
Source: RefSeq, a predicted model, not a curated record